Molecule: messenger RNA, 3107 nt
Organism: Crotalus tigris (Tiger rattlesnake)
Lineage: Eukaryota; Metazoa; Chordata; Lepidosauria; Squamata; Viperidae
Product: G-protein coupled receptor 87-like
Exons: 3
Coding region: 1216-2331 (371 amino acids)
Biological process (GO): G protein-coupled receptor signaling pathway
Cellular component (GO): membrane
Molecular function (GO): G protein-coupled purinergic nucleotide receptor activity
Source: RefSeq, a predicted model, not a curated record
AUAGAAACUAAAAGAAACCCAUUUAUCAACAAUAUGCAAUUAGCUCUCAUUUAAUAUUAUUUUCAUGAAAGAAACUGAAGCUUUAGUUAAAUAACAAUGACAUUUAGACAGAAAUAGCUCAUAGUAUUGCAGAAGACAUAAAAGGCACUUUAGAAAAUGCUUUCUCUUUGGAUUUUACAAAACUAUGCAAGUAGUUAUCGAUUAGAGACUGGCCCAUUUAGUGGCUGCAAUUAUGACAGUGAUGAAAAUGUCUUUGCAACCAGUCUUCACAUUUGUAAUUUUGGAGGUCUCACUUAGUGACCACUUCAUUUUACAACCAAGUUGCCUGUCCCAAUUGCAUUUGCUAAAUAAGGACUACGUAUAUACUGGUAAAUGAUCAGGUUUAUCAUGUGCAGAUUUUCUUUUCUUAGGAAAGCUCAACUGGUAAAAAAAAAAUGACAGUCUUUGAAUAAGCAGAGAGACAAGUUCAGACUUUUCCCCCAAAUCUUUGCAGGUAAAAAUAAUGUUCCGCUGAUGUUUUAUUUGCAUUUGUGUCUCUUCUGAGUUAAAGUCAGUCUAAACAUGAUCUCUCCUUCAGACGACCCCCCAGCAUCCUUGUACAGCACAGUAUUAAAAAACAGCAUAAAAUAUUAUACCACAUAUGAAUAUAAAUUAUUUUUCUCUGUCCCUUUGAAUUAUUUUCUUUGUGAAGCAUGGUUAUUUUUUAAACAGUGUUGCUGCUCCUUGCACAUAUCUCAAAUGAAAAGUAAACAUCUUUUACAUAUAUUAUAUUGGUAAAACACAUUUUUCCAACUUUUUCUAUGCCGUCUGUCACUUUAAUUUUACCCUUGACUCAGAAAAAUAGUCCUAAUUUCCAAAUCUCACCUACACUAGUCUGUGAGUCAUGCCCAGGUACUGAGACAGCCAGUUUCCCAAGCUCCCUCCUUGCUGAAGCCAUUUGAAGCACAUCAGGCGUAGAAGAUCUGAAGGACAUUCACCGAGGAUCAGAUGUUGUCCCUUCUUAUUAACAAAUCCAGUUUAUUCAAAGAGAUCUUACAGCUUUCCCUUCAGGAUAUAUGUUUAUCUUUUUUUUUUCUCCUGGUUCAAGCUAACAAGAUUUUGUGGUUGUUGUUCUUUUGGGAAAGAAUACGAUGCAACCUGGAAGCAGUGGUGGGAAAAUGAAGAAAGAAAAAUGACAGAAAUUAAAAUUUGCACAAUCCAUCAGUUGCCACCAACAUGAUUUCUGAAAAGCAUUUGAUGUGCAAAUCAACAGUAAUAAUGGGGUCUAAUAGAUCAUAUCUGAACCUUACAGAUCAUCAAUCUCCGAGUCAAGACAUCAAUCUUUUGACCAAUUAUUCACAAGACCUAAUUGGGAAUGCUACCAAUAAUGAAUUUACAACUAUUGUUUUACCUAUGCUUUACCUCCUUAUAUUCUUGGCAAGCAUCUUUCUGAAUAGCUUGGCAGUAUGGAUUUUCUUCCACAUCAGAAGCAAGACCAGCUUUAUUUUAUACCUCAAAAACAUUGUAGUUGCAGAUUUGCUGAUGACUCUGACAUUUCCAUUUAAAAUUAUUGAAGAUUCAAGACUGGGGCCAUGGUACUUCCAUUUUUUCAUAUGCCGGUAUACAAUAGUUUUGUUUUAUGCCAGCAUGUAUACAACAAUUGUUUUUCUUGGACUUAUUAGCCUUGACCGCUAUCUAAAAGUGGUAAAACCAUUUGGAGAUUCCAGGAUGUAUAGCAUUACAUUCACUAAGAUUCUGUCACUUGUGGUUUGGAUUGUUAUGGCAUUUUUAGCUUUGCCAGAUCUGGUCCUCACUAAUAGUUACACAACUAGGAUAAAUACGGGUAACUGCUUAAAACUGAAAACCCCUUUGGGAGUCAAAUGGCACAAUGCUGUCAUUUACUUCAAUAAUUGCAUAUUUGUCAUUGUGAUGAUUGUAUUAAUAGGUUGUUAUAUUGAAAUAUCCAAAUAUAUCUAUAAAUCCAGCAAGCAGUUUAUUAGCUCUUCAAGUCACAAGAGGAAACACAGUCAAAGUAUAAAGGUGGUGGUGACUGUAUUUUUUAUUUGUUUUUUGCCAUACCAUCUAUACACAAUCCUUUUCAAUUUGUGCCAGUUAGAUUAUUAUUUAGAUGCUUCAGCUCACAAGAUCCUGUACUACUGCAAGGAAGUGACUAUUUUUCUAUCAGCAUGCAAUGUCUGCCUAGAUCCAAUCAUCUACUUUUUUAUGUGUAGAUCAUUUUCAAGGAGGCUUUUCAGAAAAUCAAACAUACGGACAAGGAGUGAAAGCAUCAGAUCCUUUCAGAGUAUCAGAAAGUCAGAGGUGCGCAUUUAUCAUGAAUAUACUGAUUUGUGACAUCAUUGCUAAACUUUUUUUUAAUUGUUAUUUGUACCAAUGUUUUCUAUUUGUAAAUAAAGGUGCUUUGCCUUGUUAUACAAAUCUGAAUAUAUUCAGUGCAACAUAUGAUUAACAUUUACAUCCUUUCGAUGAUUUUCGGUUUGAAAAGAAGGUAGGCAGUCCACUAUUACAAAAUAUAUCUCCGCUUGACGAUUGAGUAUUUUUUACUUACAUUAGGAUGAUUUAAAAAGAUAUAUAGUGCCAUCUAGUGGACAAAAGCAAGGUUGUGAUACAAUGCAAGAGCUGAGCUGCUCAAACAAUGCUGUCUAAAGAGAGUUCAAAACUGUAGGCUAUGUUGCUUUUCUCCCAAUUGCUUCUAACGCUAACUUCAGAAAUCCCAGUCUGAUGAGUUGGCAAUGGGACUGAGCCAUAAACAUAAGGUCUGAUUUGUUGUUUCCCUAUUUCUUGCCCUUCCCAUCCCUGCCUUGUUGAUUGUUCCCUCCUAACCAGCUCAUAUUUUCCUUUGUUUUUUUCCCAGAUAUUCACACAUACGGAUGCCAUUAUUGUCCUUCCUGCCCUACCCUUCCCAUAUUAUGUCUUUUGACAAUAACCUUUCCUUUGUGGACUUAUAAGUACCAUUAUUGCAGUGAUGCUACUGUACUUAAUGCAUUCAGGGACAUGUUUUCCUUUUGCUUUUGCUCAUCUGAAAAUCCAUGAGAAUUUUGUAGCAAAGAACAUUGAUUAUAACAUUUCUACACUUCUAAACAUCCUUAAGAUAUUUAAAAAAAAAAAAA